Rana temporaria (common frog) is the source of this 1667-nucleotide messenger RNA. RefSeq names its product 3-galactosyl-N-acetylglucosaminide 4-alpha-L-fucosyltransferase FUT3-like. Bases 254 to 1312 code for a protein of 352 amino acids. NCBI's taxonomy places the organism in Eukaryota, Metazoa, Chordata, Amphibia, Anura, Ranidae. The transcript has 2 exons. Gene Ontology annotation, molecular function: alpha-(1->3)-fucosyltransferase activity. Gene Ontology annotation, cellular component: membrane. The record is from RefSeq and is a predicted model, not a curated record.
AGCAAUUUUAUAUAGCUAUUUGUAUUUAUAGUACAGAUAUAAUAGAAUUUCUGUAAGGCUUUGUUUAAAAGUCUCCUAUGCAGUUGUGUCUCAAGUCAAUAAAAUUUGUGACUUUAUCCAGGUGUAGCCUCCCUCCGCCCAUCUAAUACACUUGUCCAUCCAGUCCUUACAGCCAGUGCACCUUACCUUCACACAUCCUCAACAGCAUAUACUGGAGGCAGUCUAAGCAGUGCUGAUGCUUUAGAGGUAUGCAAUGAAGUCGGCACAACAACCAGCACUGCGGUGUCAUUAUUUUGCUAUAUUCCUCAUCCAAACUUUAGUUGCCCUUGUGUUAUUCGGUUAUAAUCAUAUUAGUAAUAACCGCAUCAUAAACAAGGCUUCCAUCGCGACGAACUGCACGAAUUCCCCACCUCUUUCCAAGAAUGUUGUUGUCUUGUUAUGGACAUGGCCUUUUGGGACUCAAUUUUCAUUAGAUAAGUGUCCAAAACCCUUUGAUAGUCCCCGGUGCAUCCUCACAGCCAACCGUAGUUUGUACAACACAGCAAAUGCAGUUGUUCUUCAUCACAGGGAUGUAUGUGGAUCCAAAGACCAAAUGCCCCAGGUGCCAAGGCCUGAAGGACAAUAUUGGGUGUGGUUUAAUUUGGAAUCUCCAAGUCACAGUCCAAAUCUGCACUUCAUGGACAAACUCAUCAACCUCACUAUGUCCUUCCGCAUUGACUCUGAUAUCUUUACUCCUUAUGGAUGGUUAGAGCAGAAUGAAGUUGCUAUUAACUAUACAAUCCCAGAAAAGUCUAAGCUGGUGGCUUGGAUCGUCAGUAACUGGAACCCCCAUACCAGACGAGUCCAGCUUUAUGAGGACUUGAAGAAUUAUAUACCAAUAGACAUUUACGGUCGACAACAUAUAUCUUUAGCCACUGAGCAAACCGUUUCAGUUGUCUCUAAGUACAAGUUUUACUUCUCCUUCGAGAACUCAAUACACACAGACUAUAUAACAGAAAAACUCUGGCAUAAUGCAUUUGCGUCAGGAUGUGUCCCCGUGGUUCUCGGUCCACCCCGAGAAAACUAUGAGAGACUUAUUCCAUCUGAUUCAUUCAUUCAUGUGGACGACUUCCCCAGUGCAAAAGAGCUGGCUUCCUAUCUCCUCGAACUGGACAAAAAUGAUCAGAAAUACCAGGAAUACUUCAAAUGGAGAUCAAAACUGAGUCCAGUGACAGAAUUUUCUUGGAUUGUGCAUUACUGCAAAGCAUGUGUGGGACUACAUAAUGCCCCUUCGUAUAGAACCGCGUCAAGUCUUGGCAAAUGGUUCACAUGACAAGCAAACUUGUUCUCGCUGGGAAAAAAUUUUCCUAACUCAAUGAAAGAACCAAACUGACUCAACUGAUUCAAUAGGAAAACUGACUCAACUGAUUCAAUAGGAAAACUGACUCAACUGAUUCAAUAGGAAAACUGACUCAACUGAUUCAAUAGGAAAGCAUAACGUGUAAAGCGGAAAGUACAGUGGCCCAUAGCUGAUGUAAAUAUAUUGAUCCUUUCGUUACCAAGUGUCAUUUAAAGCUUAGAUGCCCAGACCAAUAUUAUCCACAUCGGGUAAAUCGGUGGUAAAAGUUAAAGUCAAGUUGACAGUUUGCAAGCGGGGUCUGAGAGUAAAGAAUGUGCACAAAAACGCA